Epinephelus fuscoguttatus (brown-marbled grouper) is the source of this 3389-nucleotide messenger RNA. Its product is annotated as LIM domain and actin-binding protein 1-like. The transcript is spliced from 10 exons. Bases 157 to 2208 code for a protein of 683 amino acids. Lineage: Eukaryota; Metazoa; Chordata; Actinopteri; Perciformes; Serranidae. Gene Ontology annotation, biological process: actin filament bundle assembly. Gene Ontology annotation, molecular function: actin filament binding. Gene Ontology annotation, cellular component: actin cytoskeleton; plasma membrane. The record is from RefSeq and is a predicted model, not a curated record.
CUCUUCCACUCCCAUGACACUUUUCUGUACACUCCACCUCUGUCUGUCCACACCGGGCGGUGACGCAGAGGCAGCAGCGAGUGUCAGGUGUCUCAAGGUUUCACAAAAAGAGUGACUCAACGGAAGUUCGGACAGAUAUUCAGCUAGCUGCCAGAGAUGGAAAGUGGUCCAUUUAAUCGGCGGGCCUGGGCAGCACAGUCCUUGCGUGUCACUGCAAAGGAGCUGUCACUCAGUGGCCGAGGGAGAAACAAUGCCCUCGCUGAACGCUUCUCCAAGUACCAGAGAGCAGCUGAGGAGUCAAGUGCAGAGAAAAAAAAAGGAUCUUCUGAGAGUGUGUCAGUGUCCUUGCGGUCUGGCAACCUGAGUGCUCUGAAGAAGCGCUGGGAGCAGCAACAGGACAAGUCCUCUUCCAUCCCACCACCUAGCCUGUCCAGCUCUCGCCACAGGCCUCCUGCUCUGUCCAGGUCUACUUCCAUCACUGAGCAGAGUCCUCCAUUAAAGAGCCCCGGCCCAGCCAGUCGCGUCCAGCAGCCCGCAGCAGCUCCAGAAGCACCCAAAGGUGAAGAGCAGAGAGGGAUGGACAGGGAUGAGCUGACGCACCGUGAAAGACCUGAAAAGCUCGAGCAGCAAGUCCCCACCAGCCCCUGUGCCUCGUAUGAAAAAGCCAGAGUGCCACUGAACAACCUGAAGAUGAAGUUUGAGAAGGGAGAGGACACCAUGGGCAAGGGCGGCAGGACAACCCGUCGCAGCACUUCAUCAGAGGACAUGGACCAACAUGGCGGUCUGUCUGUGCCCGACAGAGUGUUGGAGUCCACAUCCAUGAAGGAGAAGAUGGCCAAGUACCAGGCUGCUGUUUCCAAACAAGGCACCACUCGCUCUGGUUUGACUCCAGAGGUGUCUGCUCCAAAAACAUCUGCACCAGUAAAUCAGAAACACACUUCUGCACCGGAGUGCAAUGGGGAGAGCAGCGAGCAGCCCAAAGCAUCCAGGAAGUUCAGCCCACCGGUGAGGGAGACAUGCAUCGCUUGUCUAAAGACGGUGUACCCGCUGGAGAGGCUGGUGGCCCUUCAGCACAUCUACCACAAAAGUUGCUUCCGCUGUGUUCACUGCAGCACCAAGCUCAGUCUUUUGAACUAUGCCUCUCUGCAUGGUAACGUCUACUGCAAGCCCCAUUUCAACCAGCUGUUCAAAGCUAAAGGCAACUACGAUGAGGGCUUCGGCCAUCGGCCUCACAAGGAGCGCUGGGAGCCUCGAGCUGAUGGAGAAGAAGGUGAGGAAGUGGUGACGCCGAAGGAAAAAGAGGUACCAGCAUUGGUGACACGUCCAGCUGAGAGUAUCUCAGACAAUGAGGUAACUCCAGCUGUGGAAGAAUCCUCACCGGUUAAGGUUACAGACCUGACUGCCUUACUGGAGACACGUGCUCAGACACAUGCCAGGUCUGAGGAGAAGCUUGAGUCUACAGAGAAGCCAGCUGAGAAACGUAGGCUGAGAAUCGCCUGGCCUCCCCCGGCUGGUGAGCGCCACUCUGUGACAGAAGCACUCAGUCCGGUCACGGAGGGAGUUUCUUCGGGCCGACCCUGGAGAGCCAAGUGGCCCCCAGAGGACGAGGUGCCAUCAUCCUUCCAGAGCACAGAGCGGGCUGAACUGAAGAGCCUGAGGAGGAGCUCUUCUCUAAAGGAGCGCAGUCGGCCUUUCACAAUUGCAGCUAGACCCAACCCCGCAACCAGCCUGGGACCCAGGGAACCUCGUCGCCCCCUCAAAUCCUUGCUGGAAUGGAGAGCAUCAUUUGAGGAAAAAUACCCAUCUGAAGAGCCACCCAAGGAAAAUAAGCCAGAGCCUCAGCAAGUAAAACAAGAGGAAAAGAAAGAGAAGACGAUGCCUCAAACACCCAGCGAAGAUGCAGCGAAAGCAGCUGAGGCCAUCUCAGAGGAGGACGUGGAGACUGAGCAACAGGAAGAAAGAGUCAAACAAGAACAGAGAGGAGAGGCAGCAGCAGACAAGACGGCGGUAGAUGGAGGCUCUCAUAGAAGCAUCUCUCCGGAUAUCUCACCAUCACCCUCUCCACCUUUACAGCCAAAACAGAACCGCGCCUCCCAGGAUGUAGGCUUCUGGGAAGAGGACAAAGAAGGAAGUGAUGCCGAGGAGCUGAGCGCAGAGGAUAUAAUCAAGAGGAACCGCUACUAUGACGAAGAGGACUCUGACUCAUAGAAACAUCUUUCAGUCUCAUUGUCACGUCCGUCCACCAUGUAACACUUGGUGUACAGUUUUGUUUGGUCAGUUCAUAGGUAGAUUAUAAAUGUAGUUUUGCCAUAUUUUAUAGUGUUAUAGGAGAGAUGCAACAAUGUGGAAUAGGUAUGUGUAUGUGCAUUCAUGUUGCAAUAACUGCCUUUAAUUGUCAAUUAAAUACAAAUAUUUGAUUUUUUUUUUUUUUUACAAUUUAAUUAUAUACUGUAAAAAAAUUAAUGCAGCUUUUAUAUGUCUCCUGAUUAUACUGGAAGGUGGGCCUAUAUUAAAUUGAAUCAUCUCUUGAUAAUUAUAUGCACCAUCAGUGGCGUUUUAUUUGCAGGUGGUGUGUCCGAAAACCAUUAUACUAUAUGUGGCACUUUAAGUGCUUUUUAAUGACAGGCAGUGCCCUUGUGCUUCAAGCAAAGCAGUCAUUAUGUGUAUUUUUGAAUGCAGGAAACAGUGACGUAUCUUCCACUUAGAAAGCACACACAAGUACUGCAUUUUUAAGAUGUUUUUGCAGAGUAAAUGUCUCGGCCUUUUGUUUAUAUUUUUACAUAUUGCCUCAAUUUAAAUUGUAAAUUGAAGAAAAAACAAACCAAAUGACAAUGCUCUGCAGAAGGUUUAGGCAAACCAACAUUGGUUUUGUCUUCUCUCUGUGUCAGUGCUGCCUUUGUGUUGUGUAUCAGAGAAAUUAAAAUGACUGGAAAUGCUGAACUACUAUAGACCAGACAAUAUGCAGUGUGCUGCUUAAUUGAGCCUUUAUCUUCUCCCAGCAUCUGAAUACACAAACAGAUGAGCCAGUAACAACACUAUCCUGCAGGGGGCUCUCUGGUUUGAUAAAGAAUUUACCUGCUCCUGAACUGCUCUAAUCUCCAAAAUAAAAGGAGAAAAUAUGAUCAAUCAAAUACAACUAAUCAAGGUUUCUGCUGAUAGCUAUUCUUUCAGUAUAACAUCUCAAUAUGUGUAAUCUCAUCGGGCCUUCUGGAUUUGUGUUUAACAAAUGUGAUCCUUUUUAUAUGGUAUGUAAACACUUUGUAUUUUAAUAUGUGCCGUGGAAUAUAUGUUUGCACUGCAGAAUAUAUUUUAAUAAUUUGUAUAAUGACACAUUGGGCAUUACAGUCUGAACUGUUGUUAAAAACAAUUAAAAUGUAUCAAUAAGGAAA